CUGGCCUUGGCCACCCCGAAGGCUCCGGUGAAUCUCCCCCCGGAGGAAUUACCCCGGGAGAUCCUUCAACUCUCCCUUGCCCCCGGUGCUUCACUGAUGCAUGGUACUGCCGCGUCGAGGGCCUUCCUGCGGGGCAUCACCCUGAAGAUGGAUAGAGAAGUCUUCGAGACAUACGACGAUGAUGCCCUCGAGAACAGGAUCCUCCGGUCCUCUCUCACUGCCUGCAUAGCCCUCGGGGAACAGGCCCGGAGGCGUGAGGAAUGGUGCCUUCACGAGGCCGAGCAAGAUAAGAAGAUGGAGGGGCUGAUUCGCAAGAACUCUGAAGCGAUGAAGCAUGCUGCGCAGCUGGAGGAGGCCCUCCGGGAGGCGAAGGCGGCGGCGGAGAAGGCCAAGGCCGAUGGCAUAGCCGAGGGCAAGGCAGAGGCCGAGAGGGUUGCUGCCGAGGCGGCGAAGAAGGUUGCCGAUGAGGCCAAGACCGCCAAGGAGGGAGCUGUGGCCAAGGCCCGAGAGGAGGCAGUUGCUGAGUUCCUUGCCGAGGGCUGGAGGCCCGAGGGCCAUAAGGAGUGGGUGGCCUCCGUGGUGGCGGCCUCGGUGGAUGCUUGGGUAGAAGGCCCCGGGGUUGACUGGCUGACAGAUAGGGGCGACGCCUACUACCAGGGGGGGUGAAUUCUUUACCCAGCAUCUGAUUUACCGGAGGCUCGCCAGGCACUUUGGCGUAUCCCUCGACCAAUUUGACCCCUCAGCAUACGACCUCCCUCCAUUGCAACCAGAUGUGAGAGUUCCCCUCCCCCCAGGCGAAGAGCGGCCGACGAUAUACGACUCUGUGAUGAUGGGGGGUGAUGGGGGCGGAGCCGUCGGAGGUGAUGCUACUGGGGAAGAAGUCUCCUCCAAAGCCGCCGUAGAAGAUGCCCUCGGAGAUAAUGAUGCUGAAGUCACAGAGAAGAUUUGUACUUAGAGAUUUCUGAACAAAUUUUUGUAAUGAACACCAUUGAUCCUUCGGCUUCGGCCUGUUUGUAAUUUUACACUUACUUCUGUUCUUGAUGAAUGCAUGCUGCCUCCGGGCUUUUCACAUUUGAAUGCACCCUAUGUUUGAA
Molecule: messenger RNA, 1094 nt
Organism: Cuscuta europaea
Lineage: Eukaryota; Viridiplantae; Streptophyta; Magnoliopsida; Solanales; Convolvulaceae
Source: the annotation of a GenBank genome assembly